CUCUAAAGAAAGCUGCUAUUUUUACUUCAGCUUCUUCGUCUUCUUCAACCUCAACUUCUGUUCCCACCAACAUUAAUUUAGAAAUUGUCCAAGAGUUUAAAUUUUUUGACAUUUUUAAAAUUGCUACUCCUAACAAAAUUUCACCAGUUAUUCCACCCUCAAAUAACAACAAUAAUGAUAACAACAAAGUUGACAAUAUUCCUGAAAACUCUUCUUCAACCAAAGAUAGGUUAAAACUUUUAGAUCCUGAUGAAUAUCUUGAAGACUAUAAUAUGGAAGAAGACCUAAAAGGUUUCACAGUUAUUACCAAAGCUACCCUCUUUGCAGUUGCUAAUGUGGCUGCCACAGCCUUACAUAUAACUAUUCCUGAUCUUAAUAUUGACACUUUCUGUGAUUUCUCUCAAUACAAAGCAGAUAUACAAUUUAAUGAAAGAACUAUUCAUGUUACUGAUAUCCUAUUACAAAUGAAGCCUACCAAUAUCAAACAAGAAUUUGCCAAAUAUGGAACUGUUACCAAUUUUAAAAUGACAGUAAGAGGUAUAUAG
This is a messenger RNA of Funneliformis geosporum, 545 nucleotides long. NCBI's taxonomy places the organism in Eukaryota, Fungi, Glomeromycota, Glomeromycetes, Glomerales, Glomeraceae. The record is from the annotation of a GenBank genome assembly.